This is a messenger RNA of Phyllostomus discolor (pale spear-nosed bat), 1715 nucleotides long. It is a transcript of the gene KRT15, whose product is annotated as keratin 15. The transcript is spliced from 8 exons. Bases 94 to 1458 code for a protein of 454 amino acids. The record is from RefSeq and is a predicted model, not a curated record. NCBI's taxonomy places the organism in Eukaryota, Metazoa, Chordata, Mammalia, Chiroptera, Phyllostomidae. Gene Ontology annotation, molecular function: structural molecule activity.
GGCGGGGGGUGACAGGCACAGCUCUCUGGUUUCAGGGCAGCCUGUGCCUCCCGCCAGCAUCUCCUGUGCUUGCUGAGACCCCAGCGCCUGGCCAUGAGCACCGCGUUCCUGCAGACUUCUUCCUCCACCUUUGGAGGUGGCUCUUCCCGGGGGGGCUCCCUCUGGGUUGGGGGCGGCGGCUUUGGUGUGGGGAGUAUCUAUGGGGGAGGCGGAAGCCGAAGUAUCUCAGCUUCUUCUGCCAGGUUUGUCUCCUCGGGGUCAGGAGGGGGCUAUGGGGGCGGCAUGAGCUGCGGCUUCGGUGGAGGGGCUGGUGGUGGUUUCACUGGAGGCUUUGGUGGGGGUUUCGGCGGUGGCUUUGGUGACUUUGGUGGUGGUGAUGGUGGCCUCCUCUCGGGCAAUGAGAAGAUCACCAUGCAGAACCUCAACGACCGCCUGGCCUCCUACCUGGACAAGGUGCGUGCCCUGGAGGAGGCCAACGCCGACCUGGAGGUCAAGAUCCGCGACUGGUACCAGAAGCAGAGCCCUGCCAGCCCGGAGCGUGACUACAGCCACUACUUCAAGACCAUCGAGGAGCUCCGGGACAAGAUCCUGGCGGCCACCAUCGACAACUCCCGGGUCAUCCUGGAGAUCGAUAACGCCAGGCUGGCCGCGGACGACUUCAGGCUCAAGUAUGAGAACGAGCUGGCCCUGCGCCAGGGCGUGGAGGCCGACAUCAACGGCCUGCGCAGGGUGCUGGACGAGCUGACCCUGGCCAAGACCGACCUGGAGAUGCAGAUCGAGAGCCUGAACGAGGAGCUGGCCUACAUGAAGAAGAACCACGAGGAGGAGAUGAAGGAGUUCAGCAACCAGCUGGCCGGCCAGGUGAACGUGGAGAUGGACGCGGCCCCAGGCGUGGACCUGACCCGCGUGCUGGCGGAGAUGAGGGAGCAGUACGAGGCCAUAGCUGAGAAGAACCGCCGCGAUGCCGAGGCCUGGUUUUUCAGCAAGACCGAGGAGCUGAACAAGGAGGUGGCUUCUAACACGGAGAUGAUCCAGACCAGCAAGACGGAGAUCACGGACCUGAGACGCACCCUACAGGGGCUGGAGAUCGAGCUGCAGUCCCAGCUCAGCAUGAAAGCCGGGCUGGAGGGCUCGCUGGCGGAGACGGAGUGCCGCUACGCCACGCAACUGCAGCAGAUCCAGGGGCUCAUCAGCGGCCUGGAGGCCCAGCUGGCCCAGCUGCGCUGCGAGAUGGAGGCUCAGAACCAGGAGUACAAGAUCCUGCUGGACAUCAAGACGCGGCUGGAGCAGGAGAUCGCCACCUACCGCAACCUGCUGGAGGGCCAGGAUGCCAGGAUGGCUGGCAUCGGCACCAGAGAAGCCUCCCGGGGAGGUGGCGGCGGCGGUGGCAAGCUUCACAUCAACGUGGAGGAGUCAGUAGAUGGGAAGGUGGUUUCUUCCAGCAAGAGAGAAAUCUAAGCGCCCAGCACAGGCGAGUGUCCCUCGACAUGCCCACCCUCCCCAGGCUGAGCGGAGGAGUGGCCAGAGGCGCUGGAAAAGCAAACUCUUUCUCCCUCUGAGGGCCUGGCUUGGGAGGGUUCCUGUCUUCUCGUUUGGAGCUUUGCCUGCUCGCCUUCCCUUCCUCCCUCCCUCCCUCUGCCCUCUGGCUCUGCCUGGCUCCUUUGUGCAACAACUUCAUUUGUACUGUGUCUGUCCAUGCAAUAAUAAAAAACAAG